AUGGCGGUGCACUACUGCGGGCUGUGCCGCCGCACCUCCUUCUCCGGGCGCCGGCACCUGUACAGCGCCACGCACCGGCAGCGGCUGCGGGAGGCACUGGGCCGGCUGCAGGAGGAGGUGGCGGCGGCGCGGGCGGUGGCGGCGGCGGCGGCGGCGGGCGACGGGGACGGCGUCGGGGCCGUGCGGCGCUACGACCCGGCGGAGCACGAGCGACGCGUCUGGUGCCUGUGCUGCGGGCGCGGCGUGCGGCGGGACGGGCGGCGCGGCGGGCUGGCGCUGCCGCAGGCCGGCCUCCUCCAGCACCUGGCCGGGCCCGAGCACCGCCGGGAGACGGCGCGGUUCUGGCGGGAGAACAGGGCGGAGGCGGCGCUGCGGGAGCGGUUCCUGGUGCCGCCCGAGGAGUACGAGCGCUUCGCGCGGGCGCUGGAGCGGGCCCUGGCCGCGCACCAGCGGCGGGAGGAGGAGCGCAUCCGCCAGAUGGCGGCCGGCAUCCGGGAAGCCGAGCGCAGGCAGCGGGAGACGGUGCAGGCCGCCCUCCAGCAUCAAACAGAGCCAGAGCUUUGUGCGGGACCUUCUGUCUGCAGCCCCCCCCCAGCAGAACCCGAAAGGGACCCCUCUCACGAUGCAGAGCAGCCAGGCCCGAGCGGGAUGCAGACAGGACCCAACUUAAACUGGAUGGAAUCAGGCCAGGCUUUGACCUUCAUUGGCCACCAGGAAACAGAAGGGAAAGGAAACGUUCACACAGGAGCAAAACCUCCGUGGCUAACAGACGAAGAGGAUGGAAGUAAACAACAAAUUGGACCUUCGUAUGAGGAAUUUCUCAAACAAAAGGAGAAGCAGAAGCUGAAAAAGCUCCCGGCGGAGCGCGUUGGUGCCAACUUUGACCAUACCUCUCAGACAGGCGACAGCUGGCUCCCUUCCUUUGGGCGGGUUUGGAAUCAUGGCAGGAGGUGGCAGUCCAGGCAUCAGUUUAGAACUGAAUCAGGGGAAAAGAAGAAAAAAAGUUGAUCAGAAGAGGAGCAAUGAAGAAACCAAGCUGUGACUGUUGAGGAAAGGUGGACUGUAGGUAGCUGCAACUUUGUCAGUGCUGCUGCCAAGUUUAGCGCUCUAAUAUAUACAUCUUGAUGCGUUCAGUCCUCUGGAAGGCAGCAUAACGACAGUGUAACACUGGGUUGAGCACUGCUACUGAAAGCUACUCUGCCAGGGGGUGUCGCGGCAGACCCACUCCCCCUGGAAUGGACACGCAGUGCGUAUCUGGGCAUCGAUAUCUGAAGUCUUAAGCUACACCAAGGCAGAUCCUGCCAGCAGGGAAGGUCUCCUGCCUAUGCCCUAUCUCCAUAAUCAGAAAGCCUACCUUAUACCGCAUGCGCUGCCAGUGUCCUACACUGACGGGUAGCAUGACAUCCUGUUAAACAAAUUCUUGAGAAAUAAACUUUUUUUUUUUAAAAUUA
Molecule: messenger RNA, 1451 nt
Organism: Gavia stellata (red-throated loon)
Lineage: Eukaryota; Metazoa; Chordata; Aves; Gaviiformes; Gaviidae
Gene: CENATAC
Product: centrosomal AT-AC splicing factor
Exons: 9
Coding region: 1-1008 (335 amino acids)
Source: RefSeq, a predicted model, not a curated record